CCUCCGGACACUGCUAGGGAAGCCCCCCAGAUGUUCAUGUGGAGCUUAGGCAGCAUGGACCGCUUUCGUAUUUGGUUCAACCUUGACGGCGGUAUUUAUGAGUUAAUUACAAAUAUCAACCCGUCAUUUCAGCUGUGUGGAGCUUUCUGUUAACGCAUUUCAGAAUGGUUUUUGCCUUUCUUUUGAAUCUUGUUCAGUUUUGAAUGGGUACUAUUACCAUUUGGACCCUUCAAAACCUUUAGGAAGUAUGACAUUAGAAAAAAGUCAUUUGUUUAAUGAUAAAAUAACUUUUCAAAGCAAAGAGACCUACCAACAUUCUGGAUUUAGACUUAAUUUAAUUACCUCUAAAUAAUACAGUUCAUGAUCCUUAUGAAAGCUGACAGUGCAUUUUGCAUGGUGGUUUUAAGCAUUUAAGUGGUUUUGUUGUGCUUUACUAAACUAGUCCAUAUGAACACCACAAAAUGCCAUAAGUGGUUCACUGUUCACAUAAUGUUCACUGUAAUACUAAACAGUGGUGUACUGGAGCACCAUGAUAAAUACCAUACUACUUUUUUUCCCUUGUUCUUAAGGGAAGAGUAACCAAGUAUUAGCUUUCAUGAAAACAAAUGCGAUGUACCACAUGCAUAUUUGCAUAUGAAAAAGACUUCACAGAGAACUGUGAAGGGCAACAAGAUCUCUGCUGCUUUUAAUGCCAGUGUGACAUUUUCAAAAAAGAUUCAAUAACAGAAUUGGAAUGACAACCGAGGACUUGCUCUUAUUAACAGCACUAACACUUCUAUUAGGGAAACCUAAUACGUCCAUAUAAGUCCUUAAGGAUAAGGUAAUCAGAUUAGUUUAAAAUUAAAAAAGUCACUGGUCAGGAAGGCAAACAGUUUCAAAUCACACUUAAAAGCAUCUGAGCCCCCAUGUACUGUAUAUGCAGUGGAAUGCUCUAGGAAGUUUCUUAAAUAAACUGUGUUCCCUACAAUGGAUGUGAGCCAUGCUCAUCUGCUUUAUCAUUUAAUUUUGAGUUUUUCUAAGCUUUUCUGACCUACAAACAAAGAUAUACUGUGUGUUAUUGUGUUUUCUUACAGUCGGUUCACACAAAAUCUUUUUGAAUUGUGUACAAACACACCUGUAACAAGUUAAACGUAAAAAAUUCAGUGGAAAUCCGUGAGACAGGAGAUUAACAUUACAGCCUAAAGUGAAAUAUGUUUAGAAUAUUUUUGGUUUACGUCUUAACCUUCACUGUAGUUCAGUUACCCCAGGUGUUUCUGUAUCGCAGAAUAUUUGGAUAAGUGUCCCAUCAGUCCCCUAACCCUGGCCUCUCUUGGCUGAAGGCACCUCUGUGCCCACACAGCAGAUCUCCCUUCUGAGCUGACGGAGCAUAAUGUUUCUUUGUAGUAGCAGAAGCACUCAAAAUUUGCUGCCCAUACCAAGUGUCGACUGCCAGUCCAAAAAGCAAAAAGCAAUCCAGACUAAAUCCUGGUGAGGAGUAUUUUUCAUCUCACCGGUUUUCCAGAUGUUCACUGAAAACACAAAUUCACCUGGCCACAGUGGAUACCUGAGUACUGGCUGUUGGAUCCUGUGUCACUUGUACAGUAUAUCAUCUGUCCCAACCUCCCAGUAUUGCCUUCAGCCGCCAGCCUCCGCCUUGCUUAUGAACAAGCUGGGUUUGAUCAGUAUUUCUUGAGCUUUAUUAAAAAUGAAUAUUGCAGAACUAAAACAGCUAAAUCCAUCUAGAGGGAUGUGUUCUACGUUUCCAAAAAAUGUCGAACCAGACAAUUGCUCAUCAGUGCACUGUGGCAAGAGAGCAAAUAUAUCUGUUCUAAGCUUUUAAAGAAUGAUGUGCAGCAGUUUAUAUUUAUAUGCAAAAAAUACCUUUUUCAUGAGCUACGGAAACUGAGGAUUCUGUGUGUAGUUGGUGAAUUACUGCAGGCUGUUCCUGUCAUCACAGAUUAUCUCGGUAGUAAAUGACUCGUAAUUAUGCGGGUCAGCACCUGACAGGCUUAAGAAUGGUUUCGGAACUGAGUGUAUUGCAGGGUGAUAAAUGUGAUUAAUAAAUGGCAGUAGCUGCUUACUGUAUGUCAGUGGCAAUCCAACAUAGUGAGGAUGGCUGGGCUUUGAUUGUAUGUGAUAUUGCAGCCCUUCUUGCUUAUCGACAUGAGCUACAUUCUCAUCUGUAACAGGAGCCCUAGUGUCUAUAAUGGGCAUGUGGAGGAAGACGCUCCCACAGCACGCCUCCCCUAGCCUUCCUCCUCCCUCUUUUGGCUUUAAAUUGAGAGGCAGUGCGCAGGUGAUAAAUUGAGACCUUUCUCUGCUGUUCCUAGAAAGCUCACAAAGACAGGCCUGAGCUCCAGUUAUGAACCGGCUCUACUCAUCUGGGAUUCUCCUUGUCGUGUGUCUUCUAGGCUCAGUCUCAGGAGCAGACGCAGAGAACCAGAAAGAGGGAAACUGCACAGGAUGGGAGAUCGAGCUCUACAACAAACUAUCAAGUCAAGAUGACGUUUUCUUAUUCUUUAAAAUAAUUGAGAAAAACCUGACCAUAUUGAGUGACGUCUGCAUCCAGACAUUCAACAAGUCUGUCAACAUCAGCCAUGCCAGGAUGCUGGUGAAAAUGCUGAACAACACAUAUGACAACCUCACCUCCACGGUCAAAAAGGCCGUGUAUGAGUGGAUAGUGAGACUUUACAUCAACACGACAGCUGAUCCCAAGGUCACCGGGCAGGCAAACACGUACCGCUUCUGGAUCACCGCCGACGUCCUGAGGCUGAUGGACCGCUUCCUGCUGCAGGCUCCGCUGUCCACGCUGAGCGGCAUGGUCACCCAGAACCCCACGCCCCUGUACGACGUCUUCAGCAGCGCCGACAACCACUUCAGCUUCUUCUACGAUCUGAAGCAGGCUCAGGCGGACGUCCUGUACGCCGGGCUCAGGAACGCCUGCCGGUGUGACUUCACCUCACCGGGCAACAUCAGCAGGCUGGGUCAGCUGGCCUGUUUCUACCCUGAGAACAGCAGCCCCCUGCAGGCCCCGGCCAUGGACGCCCUGUUCAAGCUGCUGAAUAACUGUAGGAGCAAUGUCAGGCAUAUCUACGAGGACGUGCUGAGCAAGGUGAACGUGGCCGGCUACAACGCCACGCAGCUCAGCAGGCUGUCGGCCGCGGUGGUGGGCCUGUCCGAGGCCCAGCUGACCUCCCUGAAUGCCAGCGCCGUCAAAGGAGCCCUGGACACAUUCGCACAGAACGCCGACUUGUCCGGGUCCCAGAAGGAAGCUCUCCUUUCCUCCGUCAGCGAGGGAAUUAUCCAAGAGGGAAACCUGGGAUCACUGGGCCUCCUCGCCAGCCACCUCAGUUCGGACACCCUGAUGGGGAUCAACGCGUCUGAGUUUCGCAAGGCGUUUCAGAGCCCCUGCUUCGCGCGCUCCAUCGAGGGCAUGGAGCCGGUGCAGAAGAAGGCCAUUCUCCUCUCCAUCUUGAAAAGCACCAACCUCAGUGAAGCUCUGUCCUUCAUCCCGCCCUCGCUGAUCUCCGUAGUGCCCUGCACGGACCUCAGGGCUCUGGGGAAUUUCAGCUCCAACUGGACCAACGCAUUUCCCUGGAACAAAGCACAGGCUAUCGUGGUCAUGGAGAAGGUUUUCUCUUCCCUGAAGACUACAAAUGACUUCAGGGCACUGCUGCACGCUGUCAGAGGCCUCACCUGCACCCAGAUCCAGAGCAUGACCAAGUCGCAGCUGGAGGCUGUGUCCGCCAGCCCGUUCCUGUCCCGGGACCAGGUGCGCUGCGCCAGCGCCUCUUACUACAGGAAGCUCAAAACCCCGGACAACAUGACAGAGGCGAAGCUGAAGAACACCCCCCCGAGCUUUCUGGUCUACGCGCAAUCUUUUGCGGCCACGGUGAACAACAUCCCCAGACUGCUCUGCUCUUCCGUAGUUGACCUGCUGGCCAGAGCCAGCCCUGCCCUCCUCACCAGGAACUCCCCCAGACGGGCAGAGAUCCUCAGCUACAUCAUGGCCUGCUACAACGCCACGAACGCGAGCGGGCUGAGCCUGCAGCAGAUCAACAGCCUGGGCGGGGCCGCGUGCUUCCUGGGCCAGGAGGACAUCGGCGCCCUGAGCGCAGCCCAGUUCAGGGAGGCCGCGGACCAGCUGAGCGACUGUGGCGAGCCUGAGCCCAGCGUGAAAACCGCCCUGCUGGAGAAGAUCACUGCCGUCUACGGAGACGUUCCCCACUGGCGCGCGGCCACGCUGAUGCAGCUGCGGUCCCUGGUCAUGCUCUUUGACCUGAGGUUCCUGUACAAGCUCCCUGUGUCGGUGGAGCUGAAGGAAGGCCUGGCCCUCCUGCUGCCCCAGAGACGGGCGCCGGGCGGCUUCGUGCCGGAGAAGCUCCACUUCGCGUACGACUCCAGCAGCGUGAGCCAGCUCUACGCCAAGAUGGUCCUGCGUCUGGCGGCCGUGGACACCAUGUUCAAGAGAGAUAUCUGCUCCAAGGUCCCUACCACGCUGCAGAUCAAGGCGAUAGGGAACGGAAACAGCAUCUUAACUCCCGCCCAGCUGGAGUGCCUGGACACCAACACCUUCCAGGCCUCCCUGGAGGUGCUGGCGUCGGUGCCCGGCUUCAGCCCCCUGCAGCUGGCUGCCCUGAAGACCGUGGCUCUGAAGGCCUUCCCCGAGCCGGCUGACGAGGACAUCGCCGCCCUGAAGAGAAUCACCCUGGCCUUCACCUCGAACGACGUCAGCCAGUCCAUCACGAUGAUCUCCAUCGACACCCUGUCCUCCAUCGGGCAGUACAGGGACUGGCUGAACAACCUAAGAGUGGCAAAAGAGAUCUUGGCCAUCUUUCUCAAAGACAACCCUGUCAACACCUUAACCAGCAGACAACUGAUAGGUCUCAAAUACUUCCUGUGCGCUUUCACUGCAGACCAGGUCAAACAGCUGUCCGCUGAGGAAUACAGUGCCGCGGCUCGUGAAAUCGGCCAGCUCGAGUGCCCCGCGGAGGUGCUGCUGGCCCUGCAGGAAAAGGCUGUGGAGGCCUACGGAGACCCCAGCCUGUGGACUAAGGAUGAGAUGGACACUGUGGGCACUGUCACAGCUUCCCUGAACAGCACACAGAUCAGCAGCAUCAGCGCAGGCACCCUGAGUUACAUCACCCCUGAGGCGAUCUCACUCAUCCCUUCCAGUGUGUUCAGGGUAAGAGCGGGCCCGGCCCUGCUGGGGGGGUCCGUGCAGUGUUGAAGACCAGCGGCAGGCAGGCCCUAGUCAAGGGUGAGCAGGACGUGCAGCAGGAAGGAAAUGAGCUCGCAGCUUCCAGUGCAUCGGGAGAAGGCUGUCUCCGAGGAUUGACAGCUCCGGGAUCCAGCCCAAAACCAAGAAUCCAGGCAGCUUCUUGUCUUGAUGCUGCACAUGACAGCAAAAAAGGGGACAAAUUAACAUAACAUCACUUUAUUAACCCUAUACAGUUUCUUGCAUGAGGAAUUUG
Messenger RNA from Lepisosteus oculatus (spotted gar), 5453 nucleotides. NCBI's taxonomy places the organism in Eukaryota, Metazoa, Chordata, Actinopteri, Semionotiformes, Lepisosteidae. The record is from RefSeq and is a predicted model, not a curated record.